Molecule: messenger RNA, 399 nt
Organism: Olea europaea var. sylvestris
Lineage: Eukaryota; Viridiplantae; Streptophyta; Magnoliopsida; Lamiales; Oleaceae
Exons: 1
Coding region: 1-399 (132 amino acids)
Source: RefSeq, a predicted model, not a curated record
AUGAGACCACCUUCUAGGUACUUGCUUUAUGGAAAAUCCUAUCAGGUGAUCUCUACUGAGCAAGAAGAAGAUCCCACUUCGUUUAAGAAAGCAAUGGAGGAUGUAGACUUUGAAUCAUGGAAAUUAGCCAUGAACUCAGAAAUAAAAUCUAUGUAUUCCAACAAGGUUUGGAAUCUUGUAAAUGCACCUAAUGGGGUAAAACCUAUAGGAUGUAAGUGGGUCUAUAAAAGGAAAAGAGGUAUAGAUGGGAAUGUUGAAACCUUCAAAGCAAGGCUAGUAGCCAAGGGUUUUACCCAAAGAGAAAGUAUCGACUAUGAAGAAACCUUCUCAUCGGUUGCCAUGCUUAAAUCUAUUCGAGUUCUUUUAUCCAUUGCCACUCAUUAUGAUUAUGAGGUUUGA